GUGGGAUAGAGGGACCCUCCAGUCUGGGAACGGAACUGUGGCUGUGGGGACGGACGGGGACCUCACCGAGAGGAGAGAGGGACGCUGGCUGUGGGAGUCAGCCCAAAUCUGUGGGGACAGCCGUGUGGCUGGGAUGGAGCCCUAAUCGUGGGAUGGAGCCCCAUGGGGACAGAUGGGGUCCCGGCUGUAGUGGCAGCUCUCUGGCACUGGGGAUGUGUUUCCCGCUGAGAUGUCCGUGAGGACGGGUCCCCACCUGCCAGGUCUCUCCUAUUCCUGCCCUGGGCAACUCUGCCAGCCUGGCCCUGCUUGCAGCAGAAGAAUAGCAGAGCAGAAGGUGGCAGCUGGGGUGCAGGUGACAGGCUCGGCCAUGCCUUGCCCUGCAGCAGAUGUGGGACUGGGAGAUCUGUGGACUACAAUCCUUCUCCCAGAUCUCAGGCUUUGUCCCGAUGCCAACCCACUCACCAGCUCCCUCGAGGCACGGAUACCGUCAGCAUCAAGGAGAGCACUGCCAGGCACCUCCAAACAGCCCACAAAGGCGAGGAUCCCAGGGCACAGCCUGUCCACCAGCACCGAGGUGGUUAAACGGGCUCUAUUCCAGCCCCGGCCCUGCUGCCUGCAGGGGAAGUUGCUGGUUUGGGGCCAAGGGGAGGGCCGUGCAGGGGACUCCUGGGCAGCCCUUUGUCCCAGGCUCAGCGCCCGCACUCCAGGUACGCGCUGACACCGAGGUGAGCAGCAGCUGGCCCCACUGGCAGCAGCACAGGAGCAGGGGAAGCACUUCUCAGCUGGAUGGUUACAUCUGUGCAAACCAGCAGGGCUAAUAGGACUGGAGAUGGCACAAUAGAGGAGUUCAUCACCUUGUUUAUGAUAUCUUCUGCCCUUCAUUACCGUACAGGGCAGGGCUCUUGGCGAUAGGAUAAGGGCACUGGUCACCCUUAUUUAUCACUGGAGAUACUGACUGAAACAGGAAUCGCCGUCUUUUGUGGCUUUGCCAAAGGUCUUCCUUUCCUAUUAAACUGCUGACCUGGCCUGGCUACAAGGUUGGAAGAGGAAUGGCGUACAAAGCCAAGGUCAUCGCAGGUCUCCUGUCAGCCACCUGUGUCUUCAGCAUCAUUGCCCUCAUACUGAGUGCUGUAAAUGUGAAGGAUGUGUUUCUGCCUCCUGGCACUAAGUACGGCCUGGUGUUCGACGCCGGCUCCACGCACACGGCUCUCUACGUCUACCAGUGGCCCGCAGACAAGGAGAACGGCACGGGCGUCGUCUCCCAGGUGGAGUCCUGCAUUGUGAAUGGAUCUGGCAUCUCCAGCUAUGCAGAUGAUCCCGCUGGAGCUGGUGCCAGUCUGAAGCCCUGCCUGGCCAAGGCCAUGACAAUCAUCCCUGCAGAGCAGCAGCAGCAGACACCCACCUACCUGGGGGCCACAGCGGGCAUGCGGCUGCUGAGGGAGCAGAACAGCACAAAAGCUGAGCAGGUCUUCGCUGAGGUCAGCAAGGCCAUUCGUGAGUACCCUGUGGACUUCCGUGGAGCUCAGAUCCUCUCUGGGAAUGAGGAGGGUGCCUUUGGCUGGAUCACUGUCAACUACCUGCUGGAGACACUUAUCAAGAUUUCCUUCGCAGGAGAAUGGGAACAUCCACAAAACACUGAGGUCCUGGGAGCUCUGGAUCUUGGAGGAGCCUCAACACAAAUAACCUUCCAGCCUGGAGUCACCAUUGAAGACAAAAACACGUCUGUCCUCUUCAGGCUGUACGGCACCAACUUCUCACUCUACACCCACAGCUACCUGUGCUAUGGGCAGACGCAGGCCUUGAAGAGGCUGAUGGCAGCUCUCCAUCAGGACAGCCUAUAUGCCCAGCACGUAUCACACCCCUGCUACCCCAACGGAUACCAGGAGAACAUCACCAUAGCAGAGCUCUACGACAGUCCCUGCGUCCCCAUUCCAAGCAUGCUCAGCCCUGCACAGAUCCUCACAGUAACAGGGACAGGGAACCCAGCGGCGUGCCGCACCGCCAUCCUGAAGCUCUUCAACUUCACCUGUGGGGCCAACAGGACGUGUGGGUUCGAUGGGGUCUAUCAGCCUCCUGUGCGGGGACAGUUCUUUGCCUUUGCUGGGUUCUACUACACCUUCUCCUUCCUGAACCUGACCAGCCAGCAGUCUCUAAGCCAUGUCAAUGCCACAGUCUGGGACUUCUGCAACAAGAACUGGUCCAAGCUGGUGGAGACCUUCCCAGACAAUAAGGAGCACCUACACACAUACUGCGUGGCGGGACUUUACAUCUUGACACUGCUGGUCGAUGGCUAUAAGUUUGAUGAGCAGACGUGGAGCAACAUCCACUUCAGCCAGAAGGCAGGAAACACAGAUAUUGGCUGGACGCUGGGCUUCAUGCUGAACCUCACCAACAUGAUCCCCACGGAGGCUCUGGAACACGUCAAGGGUCAGCAGCCCAGUCUGUGGGCAGGAGCCAUCUCCUUCAUUGUGCUGGCUAUAGUUACAGGCCUGGUGGCAAUUCUCCUCCAGUGUUUCUGGAAAUCCAAGUAGCUCCAGGUAUCAAGCCUAGGGGCACCCUGCCUUCUAAACCAGGCAGGGAGAGUGGUGCAAGAAAAGGUGGAAGCAAGAGAGGGAAGAAGGCAUUAAGCCCCACCUCCACUGCUCAUGAAGUCUUCUUGAACCACCUCUGUGAAGACAUCAAAGGCAUCUUGAGCUCCCUACAAAUCUCAACGAGGAAAUGAUGCCAGAAACCUCUUAGAUCUGGCUGACAAAGGCCAAACUGAGAUGUGGCGGCCAUAUAAAUUCAAGCUAGAAAUAAAACCCUUUUUGUUUUUCAAAUACAAAGGUCGCUAACCAGCCUAGCAGAGCUUCCGUCCCUUGGCACUUCCACUCCUGCUGGGUUGGCUCUCCCAGCUGCAGCUGUGGAAGGCAAUGAGUGCUGGAGAGCAGCGGUGGCCACCUACGCUCUGAGGAGAGGACUGACAUUUUCUGUAUCCUGUCUUGUAUAAGAUAUGCAAGAUUUUUGUAGUACUUGGUAGAAUAUCUUUCCAAGGACAGACUGUCAGCUGUCUUUAAGAUAUUUACUGGCAUAUCUCAGCAAAAAAAUACAAUUGGAACUUGAUUUAA
Messenger RNA from Meleagris gallopavo (turkey), 3107 nucleotides. The record is from RefSeq and is a predicted model, not a curated record. NCBI's taxonomy places the organism in Eukaryota, Metazoa, Chordata, Aves, Galliformes, Phasianidae.